Messenger RNA from Patiria miniata (bat star), 6415 nucleotides. RefSeq names its product beta-arrestin-1-like. The record is from RefSeq and is a predicted model, not a curated record. Gene Ontology annotation, cellular component: cytoplasm. Gene Ontology annotation, molecular function: G protein-coupled receptor binding. Bases 797 to 2206 code for a protein of 469 amino acids. Gene Ontology annotation, biological process: G protein-coupled receptor internalization; signal transduction. The transcript has 14 exons. NCBI's taxonomy places the organism in Eukaryota, Metazoa, Echinodermata, Asteroidea, Valvatida, Asterinidae.
GUGGAAGACUAGCCAGGAAACCUGUUGGAACUGAGGGAGCAGAGAGCAGCGAUAUGUGUGCAUAACCUGGUUAUCGGACCGGUGUGAAAGUUACGGCAGUUAAACAAAUGUAUUCUGUGCUCACUGUGUGGGACGGCAUGCUGUUGGAAUUGAAUGCAAUAUAACUAAUCUGAUGGAGAAUUGGGGAUUUUUAUUUCAUUUGUGAGGGACAACAUUUGGGAUUGUGCAAGUUUGAGGAUAGGGGACAGUUGCCACGGAAAACAUCUGUGUGUACGCGUAUAAUCAGUCGCAAAAGAAACUCAGAAAGUAUCUUGCAAGUACUGCAAACUCAAAACAAUGAGUGGAAUAUGUGUAUAUUUGGAGGUGUGGCUACAGGAAUCGCUGGCUGAUGGACCAUAUCAGCGCUCGAGGUGAAGUCGUUCAAAAUCUACUGGAUCAGACCAUAGAAAAACCUUUCUCUAUGAUCAGACCAUCAGCCUUCCACUAAUAAACUGACAGAACAAAUGAUAGAUUAAUGAUGAUGUAAAAAAGUGAUACGGCUUCUAAAAAUAAAAGAAAAAGAAGAUGUGAUCCACACCUACGUACUUGGAUACAGUUUCGCGGUGCCAUUGUGAUAUAUGUUCCUGCACUCUCCGGAUUGCGAUUAUUAAUAUUUUUGUCUUGGUGCACCUGCGAUAUAUGCCAUUUCCUGUACGAUCGUGUUAAGUGAUUGGCUGAGCGGACAGGUGUAACGUGAGAAGCUGAUUGGCGGAUUCGCAGUGUCGGCCGAAAAAAAGUGAGAGCGACAGCUGCGAAAAUGUCAACCCCGAAGGACAAGGGAGUAGUGUUCAAGAAAAGUUGUCCCAAUGGCAAGAUUACGACGUACCUGGGCAAGCGAGACUUCCUGGAUCACAUGACACACAUCGACCCCAUAGAUGGUGUCGUCCUGGUUGACACGGAGUACGUGAAGAAUCGCAAGGUCUUUGUCCACGUCCUGGCUGCGUUCCGCUACGGACGGGAGGACCUGGACGUUCUCGGCCUCACGUUCCGCAAAGACCUGUACCUGGCGUCCAUGCAGGUGUAUCCACCCAUCCCUGAGGAGCAGAAACCGCUGACCCGUCUGCAGGAGAGACUCAUCAAGAAGCUUGGAAGCAAUGCAUACCCGUUCCUCUUUCAGUUGCCAGAGAAUUCGCCAGCAUCCGUCACGCUACAGCCGUCGCCAGAAGACAGGGAAGGCAAGCCAUGCGGUGUGGACUACGAAUUACGGACCUACGUGGCAGACUCCAUUGAUGAGAAGCCCCACAAGAGGAACUCAGUCAACCUGGCCAUCCGCAAGGUGACCUAUGCCAACCCUGAACAGCCCAUCGCCCAGCCCAGCCAGGAGGACAAAAAGACGUUUUUAAUGAGCGCCAACUCCCCGUUACACUUGGAGGCAUCGCUGGACAAAGGGAUGUACUAUCAUGGAGAGAAGAUAGCUGUCAACAUCCAAAUCACCAACAACUCCAAGCGGGAAGUCAAGAAGAUCAAAAUUCUGGUCAAGCAGUACGCUGACAUCUGCCUCUUCAAUAAGGCCAACUACAAGUGUUGUGUCGUCUACUUUGAAACAGACAAGGCGUCCGACGGUUUGCCAGUCUUACCCAGCCACACUCUGUCUAAAGUCUUUUAUGUUACCCCGUUGCUGAGCAACAACAAGCACAAACGAGGCCUGGCCCUGGACGGCAAGCUCAAACACGAGGACACAAAUCUGGCCACCUCCACAAUGUUUAAGGUGAACGGGAAGGAGGGCAAGGAUAGCAAGGAGGGCAAGAAGGGCAAGGAGGAGGCAGAGAACAUCCACGGCAUCGUGGUCCAGUACAAGGUCAAAUGCUCCUUGGAGGUGGCAUUCUCAAAACCGUUGUCAGUCCUACUGCCGUUCGUCCUGACGCAUCCUAAGCCAGAGCUACCCGCGGACCCCUACCCCCUGCCGCCCAACCCCGAGCAGACACAGCAGAAACAAGAAGCCAUGGACGAGCCUCCAGAAGCCCUUGACACCAACCUGAUCAACUUUGACACCAAGAAUGAUCCAAACAGACGAGCCGGGAAAUAUUGUGUGGGCACGACCUACAUGCCCAGCAUGCAAAAUCCCAGCGGAGUGGAACCAGCCACGCCCAACGAUGACGACCUCAUCUUUGAGGACUUUGCCCGGCUUCGUCUGCAGGGAGCGGAGGGCGAAGGCACCGAGGCCUGAUUGGUUGACAAUUUAUCGUCAUGGUAACACAUAGCACUCAAUUUUUGUUGUUGUUUUAGCCAAGAGAAGCUGGGCUUGACAAGUUUGCAGAGAGUAAACCUUUUUAAGAAUUGGCAAGAAGAAAGAAAUAUAUGCCAUGCGAGAGUUUUGAAAAAAUUGAUGUUGUAGAAUGGAAAUUUAUUGUUCAAUAUAAAUUACCUUCAUUUUAUGACCAACACAAGCUACCUUGAAAGUAUGGAAUAUUCGAAGACAAUGAAUUUUUUUAUUUUCUGGUUUUUUUUCUCCUACAACUCUGAAGUUGUGCUCCUUGUAUAAAAUCAAAAUUUCUGGAGAAUGGUUGUGUUGCUCAGUUUCAACCUACAUGUACAUUAUUUUACAAGGUUCUUUGAGUGAUCGAACAGUAAGGUUUCAGAAAUCAUAAAAAAAAUAUUCCUCAAUAUUUUCUGUCCUUGCCAUUUUGGGGUUUUUUUCCAUUAUUUUAUCAGCAUUCAGAAAAAAACCAAUUUUUUCUUUCCAGUCAGGUGGCAUUAUGCAGUAUUACUUUGACAUGGUUGCCAUGGAGAUUCUGUUGACACUGACCAAUGAAAACUCAGAAACAGAUAGAUUCGGCAGUUCCAAAUAUAUUGUUCAGAUUUGCAAUUACACGAUAUAUUUGGGUAAGUGUUCAAGUCAGUGUGACAGACAUGGCAAAACCUUGGUCUUUCAAGUUUUGGACUACUGCCCACCACUUUGGUUCGUUUGUUUUGGAAAGACUGCCUAGCUUGGCAUAAAUUGGAGAGGUGCUUUAAGUGGUCAACCCAGCUAGGGGGCAUUAUACCGGUAUAUUUUGUUUUCGUGUAAAAUAAAUGUAUAAAUAAGUCGUCUAGAUUUAGAACAUUAACAAAACAUACAGAGAUAAUAAAAAAAAAAUAAACAAUAAAAUAUUCAUGUAUGUACUAUAUCCAUAUAUUUGUCUAACUUGCACUGAAAUGUCGCACUGAAAGAGAUGUGCUGGUCGGAAUUUGUCUGCACGGAUCUUUUUUUUUCUUUUCUCCUUUUAAAUUUUUUUUUAUUUUUUACUUAAACGAACCAUGGUUCCGUAGUUUGUAGAUUUUAAAGCAGAUUAUAAGGUAUCGUUUUGUAUAUCGAUGAAAGUUGCAGAGACAGAAAAGGUAAGACGUGGACCAAUCACAGUAGGUUUAGAAUGACCUCAUUGACCUGAGGUCAAAUGUCAUGGGAAUUAAUCUAAUAUUUUGGCAGCUUAUGUGGGCAGGUGUUCUUGAUUUUGAAAAGUGUUCUGGUAAACGUUUGAGGAAUGAGUUAAAGGGUCAGAGAUGAAGACAGGUUGAUUAUGUAAAAGAAGAAUAAUUUAGAUUUUUGUGAAAUAGGGUUGUGGGCUUACAUUCUGAGUUUGGUAUGCGCAAUUAUUCAAGAAGCACAUUUGCUCACAAUCCAGCUUAGCUGAAACUGAAGUUGCGGCUUAUCUCCAGUUUGCUUUCAUUGUCUUAGGUCAUGUGACACGUAAUAGGUGCUGCGUAUGGGGGUUACCAUAACAACGUAGUAACUCGUAAUACUUGUUGAAGGUUGCGAGUGGUAUUCAGAGAUACAGAAAAUCAUAAACUUGCCAUUUGAUGAAGAGGAGUCUACUUGUUGCGAUUUGAAACGAGUAAGACCAUGUAUAAACGGAAGAUGUUGUUUUGCCAUUUGUUUUGUAAUCACUGCUAUUUCAAGAAGCGGAAAAGAGACACUGCUUGCUGAGCUUCUGCUAAGCAUUUUGGGAGAAAUCGGGAUUAAUUUGAGCUUAACUGCCAGACACAAAAUGCCAUGUGCUGUGUAAUUGUGAUUCAAAUGAUGCAGUGCUUUUUAUAAAACUGAUGCACCAAUGGAAUUACAGUAAAAGGAUUUCUGUAAGCGGAUAAGAGUUGCUGGAAUUGCGCUUAGCAUUUUUUUGAGAAAUGGGGCGUAAGUAGUUAUUGAAGCAGUACAUGUAUGUAAGUAACCUUACACUGGAAGAGCAACACAGGCUGCCCUAUUUAUGCUUAGUACAAAAUUUGAUUUAAAAAAAAUGAGUCUUUGCUGAUGGUCUUAGAUUGAUUAUUAACGUCAAACAAUGUAAGCCCCAUCCAAGACUGCCACAGUAAAAAAAAAUAAUAAUAGAAAAUUUAAUAUUCGUGUACAUCAGUCUACAUCUAUAAUACAUAGCUUUUUAAAAUAAUAUGAAAAAUGUACAUUAAGCGCAUUGUGUAAGCAGGGUUUAACAAAAUAAAAAUAAGAACAUGUACAUACAUGGAUCUAUAAAAGCAUAUCAUUCAUGUAGCAGUGCCCAGACCGUAAGCGUAAAUGCAAAAAGAAAAAAAGAAAAAACUUAUUGCCUUGUUAAUAAUAAAUAUUCACGAUGUGUGAUGAGUAUUUUAUUAGGUAAGAAAUAUUUGUGUAGAUUGGUGCCUGGUGAUUAUAAGGCUGGUUCAUGUAACAGCUAUCAACACAGGUUGUUGAAAAAAUAAGAAGAAGAAAAGCUUUGUUUGAAAUUUCAAAUAUUUAGUAUUAUUUUUUUUGAAGAGGCAUAGAAUUGAAUGCCUUCAAUUUUGUCAGUGUUGCACCUUGCAGAUGUCAGUCUAAGUAAUGAGAAAUAGUUACCUUAUAAUUUUAAGACAUUUUUGGCCAUAAUUUCAUCGAUCAUAAUAAUUUCAAUAAGUCAAUAAUUUCAAAGCUUUGUUUUUGUGUGCACCCUUUUUUAAAAUUGGGUACCGUCCCAAAAAAAGGGGUAAAAAGGCUGAAAUAUAUUUUCUGUGUUUGUUCUGAAAAUACUGGAAUUGGAAACAGCUUUAAGAAAGUACAUAAUGGUCUCUGCGGACUUUUAAAUGAUGCACCUCUUCCCCCACCCCCACCCCCCCCCAAAAAAAACCACCAAAAACCACAACUAACCUCAUCUCAGUAAAUUGAAGAAUUUUGUUUGUUUUUAUGAAGGUAAGCUUUUGCCCAUGUUCACCUUGCUUCAAUUUAUCAAAACCUUGACACUUUCUACAACCUCCUCUGAAACGUACAGUAAGCACAAUCUUGAUUGGUGAAAUAUAUCUGUUUUUACAUUUGGGGUUAUUGUAGCACCAAUGUUCAUUUUUUAAGAAAUGUUUGUUUUAAGUUCUUCAUUUUGGCACUUGUAUUUUGCAGUAGAAAUUGUAAGCGUUUACACAGUAAAUAAAUACUGACUGCCAUUUUAGGAGUCUGCAACAUUGAAAUGAACCUUUCCCUAUGCCUAGAUGUGUCAUUAAAUAGAAUAAAAAGGUACAAUAAUUGUAUCAAAUUAUCUAUUUUGAAUUCACUAUUUCUUGCACAAAGGAGAAAUAAUAAUGUACUCCUACGGCUAUGGGUAUUUAGAUUGAAACACUUGAAUAAUGUAUAUUGUACAGUGAUAAAAAAAACAGUGUAUAUUGGACUGUCUUGUGACGUAAGCUUUCUUGUACUAAGGCAGCUUCUGAGUAUUUGAGACUAUACAUUUAGAUCGAAAUGUGUCCUUUCAGCUAGGGAACUUCAUGAGGGUAGCUGAUGGCAUUUUGGCAAAUCACAUGCAAAUGUUGAAGACAGGGGGCUGCCAUUUUAAAAGCGCUGUAGGCAAUUUUUGAAACUUAGGUCUCAAUUUUGGCUCCAUUGCGUGUUUGAAGCCUCGCGUUUUUGAAAAUUAGGGCAGGGCGUUUGGCUCUGGAAUUCGAUGGCAAAGUCCUUGUGUGAGUCCGUGGCUUUGGCAGUGCCUGCUGCCCAGCAUGAAAUACUGCUCAGCUACAAUUUGUGCUGUUUUGUGCAUCGAUUUGUCAAACUGUUGCCAAGGGGACACAGAGUUUCUGUUUUAGGUGCCAUCUGCUUCUGACGUAAAAAGAAAGAUACGACUUCUUAAACCUUGCCAAUGCAGGUUUCUGAGCUGUACAUUUCAAAUUUGUCCAGUUUGGAAACAACAUGUGGAGUUAUAUUUAUUGCAGAUUUAUUUUGUGGAAUGAGUAACCUUGACAUACGGAUGAAGGACAAAAACUAAUGCCUGUGUAAAAUGUCAACAUUUUAGUAAAUUGGAGAGUAACAUAAUUUUCUUUGCUGGCUUGCCCCACAAGAUGUAAUAUUUGUGAAGACACCUUUGUGUGUAGGAUACUUCGGAACAUUGUGCUUGACAGCUACAUUUAUAUUAAUAUAUGUUUAAUGUUGUGGAUAUGUGUCCAUUAAAUAAAAAUAUAUUUGUUGUUGGUG